This is a messenger RNA of Leucoraja erinaceus (little skate), 9581 nucleotides long. Its product is annotated as SITS-binding protein. The record is from RefSeq and is a predicted model, not a curated record. The transcript has 10 exons. Bases 520 to 2607 code for a protein of 695 amino acids. NCBI's taxonomy places the organism in Eukaryota, Metazoa, Chordata, Chondrichthyes, Rajiformes, Rajidae.
CAAGCCCUCCUCCUAAAACUCUCUCCGCGAAUCUUUCUCCUGCAAUGUUCAGACAGCUCGUGGAAAUCUCUGUCACUAAGACAGACGAUUCAACGGGGAGCGUCGACACUCGUCUAUCUUCGGCUGGUGCACGGAGCCAGACCACCAAUGGCCCCUACUCCUCUUAAGUUAUUAUGCAGCCGGGUUAGACUGAACUCACGCUCUGGGCGUAAUGAGGGCGCUAUGUAAAUGUUGUUAGCUGUGCAAUUAGUACUUUCCCUGCCAUGUCACUGGAUUACCCGCGGACGGCAACUUUGCAGGCUCCCCGGCAGCGUGAAGGGGUUGUUUUGCUUUACUCGGGCGCUGCUCGGUUCGCUUGGUCCGGCUCCAGCCCCAGCCCGGGUCUAGUGCCGCAACAGUUCAGCGGCACUUCUCACCGAGACCUCUAUCGGAGCGCAGCGGGGAGCACGGGGCUCGGGGGAGGAGCGGGGCAGUGCAGCUCCCGCGGCGCCCGCGCUCCGAGCCCAGCGCCGGGAGGGGAUGGUGAGACGGGCCAGAGAAAUGGCCAGUGCCGCCGGCGACUCCAGCCUGGACCCGGGCAUCAAAGAGAUGAACGAGACGUGGAAGGGGGCGAUCGCCUGCCUGGGGGUCGCAUUGCUUUUUCUGAUGACCAUCGGCGUCCUUUACUGGCAGGUGGUGGAUAAGCCGCACACCAACUGGGUACUGAGGGGGCAGCUCAGCGGGCUGGCGUGGGACAGGAGGAGCCUGUCCUUCUCGCUGAUGUCCCUCAGCCAGGACAAGACUUUCGCUCACAUCGACGCCCGCCACUUGCCCAACCGAGGAGUCACCCUGCUCAACAACCUCUGUUGGUUCAACACAACCCAGUUCUGCUACACAUGGGACGGCGUGGCCGAGCUCCAGGUGUCCCUGGAUACACCGAACCAGAGUGUGGCGGAGUGUUACCGGGUAGAGUGGACACCUCUCCAUUGUAAAGUGGCGCUCAAGGAUUGCUUCUCCAUGGUGAAUGUGUCGUGGUAUGGUGGAGGGAGCACGCAGUUUCAGUACUGGCCCCUAAACAAUGCCAAUAUCAACUCUCAGCCAUUCAUCAUCAGUGACCUACACGAUACUCCCAUGGGUUAUGGAUCUGUAUUGGAGAGAUACUUCCUUGGAUCAACAGGUGUGGCUGUGCGUGUUCAUCAGGAAGUCCCAUUACAUGUUGGAAUUGAGAGCAGAAAGCAGUUGUGCCUGGGGAUCCCACCCAACGCUGAGAUGGUUCCCCUGAGUUAUACGAUAUGUGUGAGUGACAGUCUGAGAUCAGCCUACCAGCAACGCAGCAGUGUGAUCCCUGUGGCCCAGCCUGACACCAGCAUCCUGUGGCUGCCACUGUGGAGGUCGCAUAGGGUGUCUGACACGGCACUGAGGCUGGAGCACAAUCUGAAGAUGUUGGCCAGAAAACUGAAGCAUUACAGGCUAGGAGAGGGAGUGAUGGAUCUCUGCGAACAAUCCACGCUGCUGCUGUCUACUGAGGGACAGGGGACACUUCAAUUACAGAGCACGUACCGUGGCCUACGUCAGCUAAGGUUGUCCAUCACACUCUCUCCGUUCACCACCAUUGAUUCCCGCCAUUUCCAGACUACUUUGCAAGAAGGACGAGAACAUUUGUGGCUCAGACUUCCAUCAACAGCAAAUGGAUCACAAGGACCCCUCCUGAUGAAGUGGAGGGGGAGGUUUGCGGUGAAGUUGAACAUCAGCGAUGAGGAGGCACAGGACUGGUUCAUCGAGCAGGUCCGCACCCUUCAGAGGAGGGUGGAGGUCAACUAUAUCACUCUGGAAGUAGGUGUGGGAAGCCCCUAUUUGUGGCAGGCACAGCAUCAUUCCUGCCGACUGUGUGGAGAUGAAUACAUCAACCAGUUUGCACUGCUGGCUCAGAAGCUGGGAAAUGCAACAAUUAUAUCAGCUGCCACUAGGGCUGCUCACUUGCCAAUGUUUGUUCGAAUGGUACCCCGACAGUCUGACUGGAGUUAUGCAGGAUUAAAGGGUCUCAUUCCCUCUGUCCUUCACUACAGCUUGCUGGGAUACAGCUUCUUCAUUCCAGAUGCAAUAGGAGGUUCGCUGACAAAUGGUUUUCUGGCAGACGAGGAGCUCUUUAUCCGGUGGCUGCAGGUUGUGACUUUUCUACCUGUGAUGUCUUUCAGCACUCCGCCAUGGGUCUUUGGGGAGACCUGGAUUGUGAAUGUGACCCGGUCGUAUAUACACAGACACCAGGCUUUUGUCGUGCCACUUCUCCUGAAAUACGCUGCAGAGUGGGCAUCCCUCGGGCAUCCGGUGUUUCGGCCGCUGUGGUGGAUCAGCCCCAGUGACACAAGUACCUUCAUUAUCAAUGAUGAGUUUCUGAUUGGUGACGAGGUACUGGUGGCACCAGUGACAGAGCCGGGCAAAGUCCACAGGGACAUCUAUCUACCAGGAAACGGCUACCAGUGGAAAGAUGUGAACACAGCCCAGGUGUUUGAUGGUGAGACCCUGCUCGAGGAAUAUCCAGUGCCCCUGACUGACGUGGCAGUUUUCAUCAGGCAGAAAUCCCAGGAUCUGCCCUUUACAGAGAGCCAGCCAGCAACCCCCCACGCCUGAGGGACCAAAACUCUUCACAAUUCUUCAACAGUCAACUGGACGUUUGUUUUACUGACCACAGCUUGGCUGCCUGCACUGUCUUAAAUGUCAGCAGGUACCGUUUACAGAGAGCGAUAAGGAAACAGCCCAGUUUGCAAUCGCAACUCCCAAAGGGAGUGUUGCAAGAACUGGCAUUUCCAGCACCUGCUGCAAUCUGUGCAGAAGCUGUGGCACGAACCUUCCAUAACCAUGCCUCAACGUUGCCUGUGAGGCUGAACUGUUUUCUAGUGAUAGCUGAAUUAAGUAUUCAUCAGGUGCAAGCAGCCAAUGUCCAAAGCAAGGUCCAAGGCAGACAAAAGCUCAAACCCGGGCCCAGGCUCAGACCUUGGAUUAGGGCUCAGAUCCAGGUUCAGGUUUAGGCCCAUGGCUUGAACAGAUCCAGGCUCCGGUUCAGGACCAGGCCCAUAUUCAGGGCCCGCAUUAUCUCAGAUCACCACAGUCUUUAAUUAUUUCCACAGGCAUUUAAACAGAAAAACUGCAGAAUUUGUUUACUAUGUUAAGAGAAGUGUUGUUAAGAAAUGAAACACUUCCAGUUCGAUCACUCAUCAAACACUCCCAGGACAAGAACACUGCAUCUCUCUCCGUACUGUAUCAUAAAUACUCCCCAGGGCGGGGACAGCCCUGUGCCAAGUUCCUUCUUCUGUCUGCCUAUGAACUACCCCCAGAGACGGUGCUAGUCAUACACACUGUAAAGCUCCCUCCGCACUGACCUGUCACAUAUUCUGAGAAGGAUCAGCGUGAAUUAAAUACAAAACACCCAUCACACAGCAAAAUGCAUUGGGUUACGUGUAUCAAUAUAAAUAUUGAUGUGAGCAUUUGACUCUGGAAUGCUUUAGAAACAUCACCUAUCCCAGCACACAACAUUGAGGUUCAGGAAGUCAAUGUGCUGAUAGAACUGACAGGAGAUAAUGGGCAGAGUCCCUGGAAUAGAGACUGGGGUGUGAGAGAGUGUUAUAUUUGGUGAAAAAAACUCCGUUGUCUGCUGCGUUGGUUUAUCUUGUUCUUGUGUGUGACCUGGUGUGAGCCUGUUCUCCAUUCUUGCCUUAUGCCGCCUCAAUACCUCGCUGCCUUUAUCCAUCAGUGCCUAUGUGCAGCGCACAGCCUUGCAACACGUGGCUGUCUACACCAAGGAGCCACCACCAGACGCACAGAUCUGAGAGGUUACGCUCCUACUAUCCCCAUUAUACAUAGUAAUAGGCAGCAGGUGCAUGGGGAUAUCACCUUCUUUAUGUUCCCCUCAGAUUCAUUCAAUAUAUUGACAUGGUUCUAUGUCACUGCUACAUCACUGUUGGGUCAAGAUCCUGUGAACUCCCUAACCAAGAAGACUGUGGGGGCACCUUCACUAGAAGGACCACAGUGGUUCACCACUACCUCAAGGGUGAUUAGGGAUCAGCAUUAAAUGCUGGCCUUCCAGUGAUGCAGGCAUAAUGAUAAAGGGGAGCUGCAGUGCAUUUUGCAAAGGAGUUUAUUUCAAUAGGAAUGGGCGUCUGGAAAUAAAGUUCCUUGUUAGGUCAGGAUAAUGAAGUUGGAUGCCCAUUUUUCUGCUUGGCCAGGGUGUUGCGGUAAUCGUGCAAUUCCUGAGCUCGCAUCAGAAGUUCGAUCCUGUGACUUUAGCCAAGUGGUGCCUAAACCCAGACACUGCACCAUAAUGUGCUGAAAAAAGUCUGAAAAAUAUCAUACUUAUCAUUGAUCAAAUUAAUGUUAACCCCCCCCCCCCCCAAAUUCUUAGCUAUUGCGCACAGUGGAAUGAUUCCAAGAACUAACGAAAAGUUCAAAGUUUGACAACUGGGUAGGACCAGUGUACUGAACUGAUCUCAUUGAACUACUCCUAAAUUGCAUCCACAUAUUUGCCCUUCUGCAAACAUUAAAUAUAUGGUAGGAAAUAUUAAUCACAGUUCCAUUAAAAAUAUAUAUUUUGCUGCUGGUACACAGCGUACAUUCUCGAUUUUUGCAACAACGGGAAACCUGGGACUGGAAAUUUUCAUUAAAGUUCCUUGUGUUUUUUGUCAUUCUUCCAUCCUCAUGACUCAGAACUGCUCAUUACUUCCUCAUCUGAUAUCUCCGACUGGAAGCUCUAAAAAGCACCUCAACUUUCUGCUUCAGAUGAGAUAGCUACCUACACCGAUGCUACCUACACCGAUGAGGCAUUCAUCUCAGCAGGAGCUCCAGUAAAGUACUGAGAGAAGAAUGGUGUCGUCCUUCAGUGAAAGGUGCUUUGUUAGCCAUAUCUGGUGGAUCUGAUGAGUAUUAAAGUUCCUGUGUACCAUGUGAGCAAGAGUGAAUUCUCUUUGAUGUCCUGGCCAAAUAUACUAUAUCUUUGAUAGAGCUCCUCUAGUAUCAUUGGUCCUGGCUACUGUUACUUCCUCUUCUAAAAAUGCAUCAAUUAGCAUUCAAUGUAUUAAUGGGCCUUAGCAAAAUGAACAGGAAUCCAGCUAACAACACUUAAGGAAGGUCAAGCAGUGCAGGUAAACCUUUUGCAAAUAUUGUUGACAGAUGUGUGAGAAAUGUGGCCAGGUUCUUGGGAGAGCUUCAUUAUCUUUUUGAUUGCUUCAUAAACCUUUUCGUGUUCAUUUGAAGAAGCAGUGAGGCCCUGGGUUGAAAACUAGGUACAACACUCAUUUGACACACACUGAAAUUUCACAAUGGUCAACAUCAUCAUGUCCUAGAGAAGGCUUUGACUUGAAAGGAUAACAUCUGGUCUCUGCCACAAUAAUCAAUAACACUUCGAUCACUAUUAGAGCCACACCCCAAAUAAUUUUCACUUAAAUAAAAGUGAAAAUAGUGGAGAUGCUCAGCAAGUCUCCAUCUGUGGAGAGACAAACGGAGUCAAGUGCGAUUAUCUUUUCUUCAGAAACUUGCUCUAAUUCUUUUGAAUAUUAGAAUUUGUCUGCUUUCUUAUAUUGAGCAUGAAUGGUUCUAUUCCAUCUCUAUCACCCAAGACUUAAUUUCUAUGCUUCCCACAAUACUUCAAUUCUUCAUUCAUUUUUUACAUUACUUUUAGAGACAGGUGCAAGCCAUGUAGUCCCACAAAUCUGUCAUUGAGUUAGAUCAUGGGUGACCUGUGUCCUUAUAUCUGCUUUUGCCUUGUCCCUUCUUUGGUUAUCAAUUAUCCAUUAUUCUCAGAUUUAGCAUUUAAAACAUGUUUGCAGAAAAAAACCUGUAAAUUUAUACCUCCCUUUUCAGAUAGAUGUGUUUGUAAUUUCACUCUCGAAAGGCCUGUUUUGAGAUAGUUCCUGGAUUUCUUAAGGAGUGUAACUCGUUUCUCUCUCUAAAGAACGGUCUCAACCCGAAACGUGGCCCCAUUCAAUCUAUCCAGAGAUGCUGCCUGUCCCGCUGAGUUACUCCAGCAUUUUGUGUCUAUCCACCCUGUUAGUCCCCCUUAAUAUCUUGAGAACUUUAGGAUUGCAAAAAUGCAGUCAGGUGGUUUAUGACUUAACCCACAAAUCCAUUGAAUAAGCCCCUUGUUGUGUAAUCUCUUUAUAAUUUAAUUAUUGGAAUCCAGGAAUCAUCCCAGCAUAUCUACAGUGUAUAUAACCAAGGCAAAAAUCCAUUUCCUUCUGUGUGGUUUCCAGACACGUCUGUGGGUUAAAACAGGAUAUUGAACAGCUGAAAGUAAAUUCUGCCCCCUUAUAUUCUGUCCCCAUUAACAUAGAGGUUUAUAUCCAGAGUCAAAUUACUUUGUUGUACCCAAUACAUUUUGGUGAUCAAUGCAGACGGCUGCCAAAGUUUCGUCAACAUUGUUCCAGAUUUUUAGAAAGUGUGCUGCUCAUUCCUUUUGGACCCUAGAUCCACCCUUUCAGGUCUUGCUCUUGCCUAUACUCAAAUAACUUGUAACAGUCUUCCCCAUCACAGACUCUCAAAGUAUUUUUCUUAAUCUUAUUAAUACAUUUACUGAUCUACCUUUUGGGCUAAAUGCUUUAUCAACCUAUUACUUAUUGGAGAAAAAACGCAGGGCUCAACUACUUCCCGUGAUCAUAACAGAUAAAGGCCCAUUCCCUUAAACUUGCCCCUGUACAGAAUCGCAAUAAAACCAAACCUAUUUCCACCUAUAGCACAGCAUCUUACUAAGAGAACAGUGCAGCACAAAAGGAAGCCUUGUGGUUAUUCAAGUUGAAGUGACACAUUCAAAGAGUAACCCAGUUAGUCACAUAUCGUACAAUACUUUCUCUUCAAGUGUCUUGUUCAAUUACCUUUUGAACCUAUAACAACCACUUGCCAGACAGAGCAUUCCAAAUAUUGCCUAAUGUGCUGUUUAUUUUAAAAAAAAAGAAUGUAUUUCCUUAUGUUCUCAUUUGUUCUUUUAUAAAUUAUCUUAAAUCUGUGCCAUCUCUUUAUUUAUCAAAUCUAGGGUUUGAAUUUUUUGGUUUUUAUUUUUGGUGCUGUACAAUUUGUUCAGUUAUCUUGCAAAAUUAAGUAUUUUCAAUUAUUUAAUAAAAAGGAAAAUGCAUCAACUUUCAGUAUCUAAAUUAUUGCAACAAAGCUGAUGAUCGCAGAUAAAAAUUAUGCACAUUCAACACCACCCACUACCUCAUGUAUUUGACUCUGCUUUUCAAUCCUUGGUCAGUUGUGAUGUAACUCCAUGCGGUCCUCCCUGCACAGAUGGGGCGCUGACCAGCUGUUCUUUCCUCACAUUCUUCUUUACAGUCUCCUCAGUCUUCCAGCGGCGGCACUAUUCACGCAGUUGGAACAUGAUAUCAUUCUGUUUCUUUGUUUCUCCUCUGUUCCCCCACCUCCUGCCCUCUGUGGCCACAUAUCAGUGGCCAUCCAUUUCCCCUGUCUCCAUCCUUUCACAGACAUGUGCUUUGUUCACUUCAUUCAUCCCUCUGCUCUGCAAUUUAAAAUAUGUAUCAUUUUUAAUUUAUCCAGUUCUGAUGAAAAGGCUUUAACAAGGUUAACCCCUUCCUCUCCCCACAGGUAAUGCCUAACCUGCCGAGUGUCUCCAGUCUGUUUUUAUUUCAGUUUUUCAGCAUCUAGUUUUUUGUUAAAUGUAGGCAAAAUUGUAAUGUUAAGUUAGUCACAGAUUUGUCCUGUCGUAUAGGAGCCUGUUUCUUCAGCUGACUGGCUGCAUGUAUGUUCACAUCUGCAUCAAAUACCAAUGAUUGAUUCACCAAUCUACUGUUAAAUUAUCAACAUGUUAUGAUGUAUCCAUUUAUUAAAUUUGCAAUCCAAAUAGAUCAGUUUGGGGUGGUGAGUGACAGAUUAAUCAACAUAAAGUUUACCCACUGGAUUUAGUUUAGAAAUACAGCAUGGAAACAGACCUACAGCCCACCAAGUCCACACCGACCAUCAAUCACCCGUUCACACACUAGUUCUAUCCUAACGCGCUUUCUCAUCCACUCCCUACACACUAGGGCUAGUUUACAGCAGCCAGUUAAUCUUCAAACCCGCAUGUUUUUGAGAUGUGGAAGGAAUCCGGAGUCCCAGGAGGAAAUCCAUGCCGUGACAGGGAGAACAUGCAGACUCCACACAGGCAGCAUCUGAGGUUCGAACCUGGUCUCGGGUACUGUGAGGCAGCAGUUCUAUCAGCUGCAUCAUUGUGCUACCCAGUCUCUUUUAUCACUGAGGUAAAGAGUCAUGCAGCACAGAGCCAGGCCCAUUGGCCCACUUUGUCCAUGCUAGCUAUAGAAAACCUAUCAAUACCACAAACCAUGCCGGCCGGGCAAAUUUCCUAGUGUUCUUGAAAAAUGUAACAAACAAAAGGGUUAAAGGAGUUAUGUUACGUUAUGUAUUUGGAUUUCCAGAGAAUUUGGAUAAGGUGCCAUGUAAAAUGUUACUGCAUAAGAUUAAAGUGAGAUAAAUAUAAGUGGGCAAUAUACCAGCAUGGAUAGGGGAGUGGAUAACUUGUCAACCAUUCUUUGCCUCCACAGGUGCUGCUUGACCUGCUGAGUUCCUCCAGCAUUUUCAAUUUUGCUUCACACUCCAGCAUCUGCAGUCACUUAUGUCUUUGAUGUCACCUACUUAUGCUAAUUCCAGUUUCCAACAUUCAAUCUGUAUCUUUCUAUACCACGGCAUUCCAUGACUGUAGCCUUUUAUUUCAGGUCCACAGCUAAAUACAUGUUAACUGUUUUGAGAGUCUCUGGUUCCACUACCCUCUCAGGCUGUGCGUUCCAGAUUCCAAUCAACCCCUCGGUGAAAGAAUUCUUCCACCAAUCCCUUUACCCUAACUCCGUGUCCUCUGGUCACUAACACCUCAAUUUCUUACUGCUUAAUGUAUGACACUCAUACUUUUGUUCUCCUCUAUCAGGUAACUCCUUGGAUUCCUCUGCUCCACGGAAAACAAAUUCUGCCUAUCCAGUCUCCCCUCAUAAUCGCUUCAUCUCAGGCAACCUUGUGCAUAAUCUAUAGCCACUCUGUUUCAAAUGUCAUCUGUUCUAGAAUUCCAUUGUCCAUUGGUAAAUGUGUAUUCCCUACCCUCUCUGUAGUCCUGUGUGACCUGUUCUCUGUACCGCUGUUUCACAUCUCUUGUUUCGCCUGCGAUAAGCUAGCAUUUUCCUUCAUCGACCCAUUGAUACAUUUGGUUUUGGGUUGAUUCUUAAGGUAAGAAACUAAUGGGACUAAAGGCCAACAAGUCCCCUGCACCUAAAUGGUCUGCAUCCUAAGAUCUUAAAGGCAGUGGCAGUUGAGAUGAUGGUGACACUGGUUGAAAUCUAACAACGUUUCCAAUGCCACUAUUCAAACAAGGAGGGAGAUAAUAAGCAGGAAACCAAAGGCCAAUUAAUCUAAUACCCGUCAUUAGGAAAAUAGUGGAAUGCAUUAGGGAGGUAGUAACAAGACAAAUCAUAUGACAAUAAAGCAUCAGCAUGGACUUGCAUAAGGAAAAUCAUGUCUGAGAAAUGUCCUUGUGUUCCUGAAGUAUGUAACAAUUGGCAGGUAAAGGGAAACCAGUAGAUGUGGUGCAUUUCCAGAAUGAUUUUGAUAAGGUGCCACAUAAAAGG